UACUCUCUCUCUCUCUCUCUCUCUCUUUCUCUCUACAGAGAUUGUAUAGAUUCCUUGAGAAUAAUAUGUAAUUAACUUUAUAUGCUGUAGAAUUUUCCAUUGUUGUCGUUUCGUCCCCUGGAUCAAAGCUGAGAUGGCAAGCGGCAGAGGAACUCAAUUGUGUUACAGUCAACAACAUAACAACCAGAAUCCGAGAUUUAUGGAAGCUGUCUCGAAUUUCCUGAGUCAACAUCAGCAGACAGCUGUCAGAAGCAGCAGCAUCUCCGGCAAUUCUUGGAACUCGUUCCUAAUUUACAGCGGAGACAUGCCAGCUAGGAUGCCAGCUGGCGACGGAGGCCUCGUGGAGUUCCUCAACGAAACCCUAGGGUUCAGGCGAGAGAACGGGGGUGACUACUUCAUCGGUCCCGGUGUCGAAGAAUUUUUCCGCCACGUCACACUCAACAACCGGCGCGGUCCUCCACCGGCUUCAAGAUCGUCGAUCGAUGACUUAUCGACGGUCAAGAUUUCGAGGAAGCACGUGCGUGCUGAAUCCACCUGCGCCGUGUGUAAAGAGAGAUUCGAACCGGGCACUCGAGUGAAGAAGCUCCCGUGCGGACAUUUGUAUCACUCGGAAUGUAUCGGGCCGUGGCUUGAGCAACGGAGCUCGUGCCCCGUUUGCCGUCAGAAGGUGACACAUCAGCAAAAAGUUAACGGGUCCGUCAAAAGGCGACUAUGGUCUUCGUUGUGGCCAUUUGGUUCGUCAUCUCGUGCCAAUGGUAAUCGUGGCGAAAGAAUCGAACCUAGUUCACUUACACACCGUUAGGAGUUCUGCCAUCAAUUGGUCGGUUUUUCGAAUACAUGUAAGUGUCGUCAUAGUGUAUCGACUAAUUUCGUAUAUCAUCCUUUUCUCAGUUUUAUUGUGACAAUAAUGUUUAGCUUCAGCCAAUAAAUAACAAGUACUUUAUAUUUGCCAAUCGUCGGAGCUUCAUUUAUGUAAUAAGCUCAUGCUCGAUAUUUUGUUCAUUUCA
This is a messenger RNA of Erythranthe guttata (spotted monkey flower), 1007 nucleotides long. RefSeq names its product putative E3 ubiquitin-protein ligase RHC1A. Gene Ontology annotation, cellular component: cytoplasm. Gene Ontology annotation, molecular function: ubiquitin protein ligase activity. Lineage: Eukaryota; Viridiplantae; Streptophyta; Magnoliopsida; Lamiales; Phrymaceae. The record is from RefSeq and is a predicted model, not a curated record. Gene Ontology annotation, biological process: protein ubiquitination.